GAGUGGGUUCCGAGUCCCUCCCCCAGUCUCCUCCCUCCCCAGCCCCCUCCCCCGCUCCAUCUGCUCCCAGCCCGGCCGGGGAUCACAUUGUACCGGAGCUCCCCACACGCUGUAGCCGGGCUCGGGGUGCUGCCUCGGGAUGCCCCCGGUCGGUGCCCUGGGGGAGCUCCGCUCUUGUUGGCGGGUCCCCGCCAUCGCGCAUUUCUGCUCCCUCUUCCGCACCGCCUUCCAGCUGCCGGACUUCGAGAUAGAGGAGCUGGAGGAGGCCUUACAUAGGAAUGACGUGGAAUUUCUCAGUGAGCUUGUGGCCUGCCUCCUGCAGGGCUGCUACCAGCGCCGCGACAUCACUUUGCAGACCUUCCACGUUUAUCUGGAGGACAUUAUCAGUUACCGGUGGGAGAUGGAAGAAGGGAAGCCCAAUCCCCUUAGGGGGACGACCUUCCACCAACUGGAGCUGCGGACCAGGCUGGAGAUCCUCCACCGGCUCUGCGACUACAGACUGGACGCCGACGAUGUGUUUGACCUGCUCAAGGGUUUGGAUGGAGACAGCCUUCGCGUGGAGCCUCUCGGGGAAGAUUCCUCUGGGAAUUUAUACUGGUAUUUCUAUGGAACCCGACUGUAUAAAGAGGAGCCUUCCUGGGAGAAGAGACAGCGCCUUCUGGAGCAGGCAUCCAAGAACCAAGAGAAACCGGUUCGGAAGAGGGGGCGCCCACCCAAAAAGAAGAAGCCAGUGGAAGAAGAGCUUUUGCUCAGUGAGAAAAUGGACCCCAAGCCCCCAGUUGUGGAUGAAAUAUCAGACAUGAAAGGCUGUUCCCCCGGCGAGGGCUCCUGGUCGCUCCUAUGCCAGACGGAGCAGGAAUGGAGGGAAGUCACGGACAGCUUCCGGGAUAAGGUGUCCCAUAAUGAGCGUCAGCUCUACAAGCUCCUGAGCGAGGAAUUCCUUCCCGAAAUCUGUAACAUGAUCUCCCAGAAGGAAACAAAGAUCCAAAAGGAACAAGCAGAGAUUGCUUCCAAGCGGUUAUCGGAACGUUCUGGGCUCCGGGAUCCUGAGCAGGACCACAAUCCUCUGGGAGGCCACGAGGGAGAUGAGGAGAGGCGCCUGCUGCUGGCCGUGCAGAGGAAGGAGCAAGAGCUUCGGCUGAAGGAGGAGAGAAAGAGAGCGAUGGCAGAGAGGGUGAAGUCUGUGGAAGAUCGUGCCCAGAGGAGGAAGCUGAGGGAGGAACGCGCUUGGCUCCUGUCCCAGGGCAAACAGCUCCCCCCAGAACUCCGGCACCUGGAACCCAGAUCCCCAGUGGAAACGGACUACGGAACCGGAGACCUAUUUAGCUUUGAGCUGGACGAUCAUUACACAGCAAUGUACAAAGUUCUGGAUGCAGUGAAAGCACACAAGGAUUCUUGGCCAUUUCUGGAACCAGUUGAUGAAUCCUAUGCCCCUAAUUACUACAACAUCAUUACGUGCCCAAUGGAUCUGUCCAGGGUGGAGCAGAGGCUCUGUUCUGGGUACUAUCUCACCAAGGAGCAGUUUGUCAAUGACAUGAAAAUCAUAUUUAAGAACUGUGCCAAAUACAAUGGCCAGGACAGUGAAUACACAGAGAUGGCAGAUAACCUGGAGCGCUGCUUUAAGAAGGCCAUGCUCAAGCACCUGCCUGAGGACGAGGGGGAGUCAGACGGAGAAACGUGGAUUCACGUGGAGGAGAAGGAGAGGCCUUUGAAGCGGAAGAGUCUUGGGAGGCGCUCUAAGGUGGGGGGCUGGCAGAAGAGCAGAGAUGACAGUGAGAGGAAAAGGCAAUCAAGCGAAAGCAGCAGAGCCAGUCCUUCCACACCAAGACAGGAGGAAAGUGAGAGGCAUUAUGGUCCCCCGGCUAUGGCAUCACCAUACCCACACCAGCUGCACUACGGGGGCAUGGCCCGGCAGUCCCUACAUCCAAGGGACAUGCCGUCGGCCCCUGGAAUGCAGGCGCCGCUGAGGAGUUCGGAGCCCGGCCUUAGUUACGGAGCACUUAGAUUUCCAGAACCGCAACUUGGGGAUCCCGUACAGCAAACCCAAAGCUACAGAACUCAGGCCUCUCCUGACGUUCCGGAAGCAUCGGACAGUAACCCUGCCAAUUUCAGACAUUCCCGUGGCCCCCAUGUCCCGCCCAACUCUGCCAGAAUGAGCGGCCCCUCACAGGAAGGCGGGCGUUUGUACCCUCAAGCACAAUACCCCAUGGGAUACAUGCCCCAGAUGAGACCCGGCCUCCCAGAUGGUAGAGUUCCUCCUCAAGGCCCUGGCUCUGCACCAUUUCAAUUAGGGCAGCCAUCUGCUGCUUGGAAUGGAAAUUGUCCUCCAAGGCCUCAACAGUAUGGGGCCCCUAUGGACCCACGCAUGGUGAGGCCCCCUGACUCCGUGUGCAAUGGGAGGAAUACAUUUGGCUCAGCUGGGAAUUCCAUGAUGGACAGUCCAGAGAUGGUGGCCAUGCAAAGACUUUCAUCCCUUUCUGGUCCUCCAAGCUCUGCAUACCCCCUGCCUCUAGGACCUGCACCCUAUCCGCCCUCUGGGGCACCGGGAACAAUGAAUGGGCCAGAUAUGUGCCAGCCCUCUGCUGUGAAUCGAGCAAAAACAACUGCUCCAGGAGAUAAAGCUUCGUCACCAGGCGAUUCCAAACCCAAGUCCCCUCCCACUGCUCCAACACAAGCCCUAAUGAAUGGGGAUGACGGUCCUUCGCCUUUGCCACAAGUCCCUCCGCCAAACCAAGGGAAUCCAGGCGUUGGCGCCUUCAGAGAUCAGGAAAAGCAAUGGGGUCCCACAGGUGGAACCCAGGAUGGGGCCAGCUCAGCACCCCACCAGGGCCCAAAUAAUGCAGUGGAAGGGACAGCAGAAGUUGGGCAAUCAAAGGAAUCUUUGAAGGAGGCCCCAAAGAGCGAGCCGAUAACAGCCCCUAGGAAGGAUGUGGCUCGCCCCCAGCCAGGGGCAGAGACAGUCAGUAACUUGGCAACCUUGUUAUCCACUGCUUCCCACAAUCCUGGGGUCGUUAGGCCUCCAGGGGCAUAUCCUUCACCCUUUCCACCCCAGAGAUAUGGUAACGGACAUCCUCAAAUUGCACCAGGGUCAUAUCCCAGGUACCCCCAUCAGGAUCCGUCUUAUCCUUACCAACGGCACCCACAGCAAGGGCAUCCACCCUACCAGCCUUAUCAGCAGCCUCCUUAUUACCCUCGGGAAUAUACACGCUGGCCCCAGCCUCCUCAGCAGAGAGGUACCUAUCCUCACCCAGGGCCCCCCCAAAAUCUGCAGGGAAUGGGGGAACUGAGGAGCUUACUAAUGUCCCCUCUGCUGGAAGGAGAGCCAAAGGCUGUGCCAGGGGAGGCCAAAGUGCAGGCAGAGGAGGAAGGACAAAGGAGUGAAGGAGGAUCAGACAGACCUGAGAGCCCCAAACAAUUCCUGGACUUGGACAGUCACAAGAGACAGUGUGGCAGUUUUGGGUAUGAAGGGCCGCAGCCUUGGGGUAAUGGCAACUUCCGUCCCCAUCCUAAUGUUAUGCCUCAGCCUCCCUAUCCACCUCAGCACCAUUACCGGCCUCAGGGCUACCCUCAGCCACCAAUGCAUGCCCCGCGGCAUCCUGGUCAUGCCGAGACUAACGGCCAUGCUGCUCUGCGGCCUGGCUACCAGAACCUGGAUCACAACAGAGGACACUUUCAGGCUGUCAUGAUGGAGCAAAGUGGCAACAUGCCCCCUUUCCAGAACAUGUACCGACCCCAGCGGAUGAACUUCCAAAUGCAGCCUCCAGCCUUCCCCAAAGCCACUGGGCAAGGGGACAUGGUACAGAAGCCCCCAUCCAUGCCGCAGGACCAGCAGGCAACUUGUGAGUGAAUAUCAGGAAGACCGGUGAGUGCACUCACUUCAAACAAGGCCUUGGAUCACUGCCGCCCCGUGAUGCCGUAGCCUUGGCUGGCCUGUGCCUUCAGGGACUCUCUUCCAAGUACCCUCCACCCUACACGGCCACUGCAGGACCUUGCUGCCAUCUUACACUGUAAAUCGGAACACGCCUGUCCUUCCCAAGGUGGCACUGAGGACAGGGCAUCUCAGGAAAUUUGAGUGGCGUUCUUGCGCCUUCUCUUGUCUGUUUACACACUCAAUUUUGCUGCCUUUUUUUUUUUUUCUUCUUCGUUCUUUGUGUUAGUUUUAAUUAUUUUCUGAUUUUGACGAAUGUAUUGUACAGAGUUUGCCCCCCUAUCCCCUAAUGUGUCUGAUAUGAGUUCCUCUGUGUAUGAAGAAAUCAUUAAGGCUGGUGGGUCUGUUUAGUUCCCCUUUAGUGGAGACUGCCCUGGAUACAAUAUUGGCAUUGUUUUUCCUUUUUUUGGGUUGCCUUCCCCUUUAAAAGGAUAAAUUGAUUGGCCAGUUUGUAGAAUAUAGUGCAUAUCAGAGCAGUGUCCAUUGCUUAUGAGGAGUUGAAGGCAUUACUGUUAUUAGCUGUAUUUUCUUGCUGAGAAUCAUGGGAACUGUAUGCCAAGAAGAUGUUGUGUGUUAGAAAUUGGCACAGCUGGUACUGACGUGUUAUGGUUCUAUCAUCCAGUCCUGGUUCCGUAAUGAAGCAAACCCAAACCCACUCUUAAGUACAAGGCUCUGCCAGCUGCAACCGACUUAUUGCUUCUACCUCUAUAAGAUGGCAGUUGAAAAAAUUCUUUUGCAGUUUGCAUUAAUUAAAUAUAUUUUUCUAGUUUUCCAGAUAUUAAUAGUUUUUACAAUGGCAGUGAAACAACCGCACCAACUGCAAUUUAUUUCAUCCCACCGACCAGUGGCAGAAACAGAACAAAGGAAACCCUUGUGGCAUCAGGUGAUCCAUUCUCUGCUCACUAAUUUCAUUUUCUGCCGGCCGUAUCCAGUUGGCCCAAUGAACAGCAGGUGGCGCCGUUGUUCAGAGUUUAUUAUAUUAACAGUGCAAAAUGAAAAGACAGAAAAGAAAUGACUCUUCCUGUGGAAGGUCCUAUUCAGUAUUCUGCAGUCUCACAUUUUCAGUGCCGCUGUUAUAUAAAGGAUAAGACUCAUGAACUCCUAUAGCAGAAGUAGCCGGACAAGCGAUGUGCAAAAACAAAGCUCAGAUGGAGCCAUGGACUUUAUUGUGCUCCGGGUUUUUCUACACUGUUACAUCCUGCUGUGUUAUGUAUGAAAUAAGGUCACGUGACAGGAAAUGGGUGGUGCAAAUAAAAAUGACUCCCCCCUAAUCUGUUGGACAGAAGAGCUAACAGUCAAAUAGACACUUAUGAACAAUGCAGCAGAAGCCAGCUGACCUGGAGGAGAAUAGUCUUCUGCUACAUUAUUUCAGAUCCAGAACCACAGGACAGGAGAGGGGUAAUGAAAUACUGCUAUUGAAGCCAAUGCAUUUACAGAUAACUUUUAAAGAGUUUAAGUUCCCCUUGAGAUCUGGGGGGUGUUUUGCUCAAAAUGGGGGUUUGAUGAGGUAAUUCAGGUAGCUCUUUUGUCAGAAUCUAAACAUAGUUGGACUUUAUUGUAUGCCUAAUACAUUUUACCAUCUCGUAAACAGCUGAAAUAUAUAUAUAUAUAUAUAUACUUUUUAUAAAGCGACAGUUUUGAUAUUUGAUCAUGAUUUAUUUAUACAGCCCCAGUUCAUAAAUCACAGAGAAACUCCUCAGACAUUCCCAGAAAAUGUGAAUUUUUAUUUAUUGGUUUUUACAAAUUUGUAUAUUUUGGGUUUUUCUUUUUCACACAACCACUUGUUACCUCAGCAGUCGGCGCUAAGUAUGAUAAAUUGUUUUUGUUUUGUUUUUUUAAUCUAUUUUGACUGACCAUUGCAUUCAUUUUUUUUUAAUGUAUAAGGAAUUUGACAUAUGCGCGGGGGAUAGUGAAUUUUCACGGAUUUGUUAAUUUUGUAUAAAGAUGCGUUCUUAGAAUAAACAGUUCUAAACAGUUUAA
Xenopus tropicalis (tropical clawed frog) is the source of this 5908-nucleotide messenger RNA. It is a transcript of the gene cecr2, whose product is annotated as CECR2, histone acetyl-lysine reader. The record is from RefSeq and is a predicted model, not a curated record. NCBI's taxonomy places the organism in Eukaryota, Metazoa, Chordata, Amphibia, Anura, Pipidae. Bases 140 to 3847 code for a protein of 1235 amino acids. Gene Ontology annotation, cellular component: CERF complex. Gene Ontology annotation, biological process: chromatin remodeling. The transcript is spliced from 19 exons.